Molecule: messenger RNA, 1292 nt
Organism: Chelmon rostratus (copperband butterflyfish)
Lineage: Eukaryota; Metazoa; Chordata; Actinopteri; Chaetodontiformes; Chaetodontidae
Gene: jmjd8
Product: jumonji domain containing 8
Exons: 9
Coding region: 96-911 (271 amino acids)
Cellular component (GO): cytoplasm
Source: RefSeq, a predicted model, not a curated record
CUCGCGCUCCGGUGUGAUUGAAGGUAUUCACGUCAGAUGGACUCUGUUUUCUUCUAAAUCCGUUUGGAUUUCAGUUUGCGGUGCCAGAGGUCUGAAUGGACCAUCAGAAAGUUUUACUCACCGCCUGUUCGCACUUUGUUCUGCUGUGUCUCGUCGCGCUGAAGGCGGAGGAGCUCUCAGAUGACGCAGGCGGCUGGUCUUUAAAUUCAGACUUCAGAUUACAGGAUGAAGGUCCCUGUAACAUCGACGUGUUGGACAGCUCUUCACUCUCAUAUCAACAGUUCAUUGAAAGAUAUGCUUACAGCAGACCGGUGAUCCUCAGAGGUCUGACCGAUAACACGAAAUUCAGGUCGUUGUGCUCCAAGUGGAGCUUGCUGCAAGACUAUGGGGAGCGGAGAGUACGGCUCAGCACAGCUAACACUUACUCUUACAGGAAAGUGGACGUCCCCUUCCAGGAGUACGUGGAUGCUUUCCUGAGGCCCCAGUCCGCGGACGCCCUCGGCAGCGACACGCUGUAUUUUUUCGGAGACAACAACUUCACGGAGUGGCAGAGUUUGUUCGAGCACUACGAGUCUCCGCCGUACGUCCUGCCUCGCACCAGCGGAGCGUACAGCUUCGGGAUCGCAGGCCCUGGAACAGGAGUCCCCUUCCACUGGCACGGUCCUGGUUUCUCUGAGGUCAUCUACGGGAGGAAGCGUUGGUUCCUCUACCCGCCUGAUCGGGAGCCCCACUUCCACCCCAACCGCACCACCCUGUCCUGGGUGACGGAGACCUACCCCCACCUGCCCGAGGACGAGGCUCCGCUGGAGUGCACCAUCAGACCCGGAGAGGUGCUGUAUUUCCCCGACCGCUGGUGGCACGCCACCCUCAACCUGGACACCAGCGUCUUCAUCUCCACCUUCCUCGGCUGAGCUGCGUCCUCUUUUUGUUCCUCCUCUUCUUCAGGAAUGAAUCACAUCCGUUUUCUCAGUUUGUCGUCCGGAGCAGCUGACGGGAGGAAAAACACAGUUUGAAGUUUCAGGUGAGCGGCAGCGACGGACUGAGACUGUUGGGAUCAUAUCUGAGUCUGAAGCCCGGCAGGAAUCUUUUUAUACAAAGACUUCAAUUUACCAUGUUUACGAUUUAUAAUAAUAAUGAAUAAUUUCAUGACCAAAGGAGCCAAAAGAGACGACGUCCUGCAGACAAGAAGACAUCAGAUUAGCAGAAAAUGUGUUAAAUCAGUCUGUUGAAGUCAUAAAGGACCAAACAUUGUUCAGAGUUUCAGGAAUAAAGAUUUCUGCCAUUAAAAUGUU